Hypanus sabinus (Atlantic stingray) is the source of this 7597-nucleotide messenger RNA. Its product is annotated as single-stranded DNA-binding protein 2. Gene Ontology annotation, biological process: positive regulation of transcription by RNA polymerase II. The coding region runs from base 84 to 1265 and encodes 393 amino acids. NCBI's taxonomy places the organism in Eukaryota, Metazoa, Chordata, Chondrichthyes, Myliobatiformes, Dasyatidae. Gene Ontology annotation, cellular component: nucleus. Gene Ontology annotation, molecular function: single-stranded DNA binding; protein binding. The transcript is spliced from 19 exons. The record is from RefSeq and is a predicted model, not a curated record.
GCCGUGGCGGCGUCGCCAUGGUGACGGGGUUGUCCCCGGGACCUGAUGGCUUGACAGGUGCGUGACAAUCCAGCUCUUCAAGCAUGUACGCCAAAGGCAAGAGUAGCACUGUACCUUCUGACAGCCAAGCCAGGGAAAAGUUAGCACUGUAUGUAUAUGAAUAUCUACUCCACGUAGGAGCACAAAAAUCAGCACAAACAUUUUUAUCAGAGAUACGAUGGGAGAAAAAUAUUACAUUAGGAGAACCACCAGGCUUCUUACAUUCAUGGUGGUGUGUAUUUUGGGACCUCUACUGUGCAGCACCUGAACGAAGAGAAACGUGUGAGCAUUCUAGUGAAGCAAAAGCCUUUCACGAUUAUAGUGCAGCAGCAGCUCCCAGUCCAGUGCUAGGAAACAUUCCCCCAGGAGACGGAAUGCCAGUAGGCCCGGUACCACCGGGAUUCUUUCAGGGACCACCAGGUUCACAGCCCUCUCCACACGCACAGCCUCCACCACAUAAUCCCAGCAAUCCCAUGAUGGGACCUCACAGCCAGCCUUUCAUGUCACCUCGUUAUCCAGGAGGCCCCAGGCCACCACUUAGAAUACCGAACCAGUCACUUGGAGGAGUUCCUGGAACACAACCAUUGCUGCCAAGUGGAAUAGACCCAACAAGACAGCAAGGACAUCCAACCAUGGGUGGACCAAUGCAACGAAUGACUCCUCCCCGGGGUAUGGUUCCCCCCUUAGGACCCCAGAGUUACGGAGGAGGAAUGAGACCCCCACUGAAUGCUUUAGGUGGUCCUGGCAUGCCAGGGAUGAACAUGGGUCCCGGAGGUGGUCGACCGUGGCCCAAUCCCCCUAAUGCGAACUCAAUACCAUAUUCAUCAGCGUCGCCUGGCAACUAUGUGGGACCUCCAGGUGGUGGUGGACCUCCAGGAACUCCCAUUAUGCCCAGCCCGGGAGAUUCAACCAACUCCAGUGACAAUAUGUAUACUAUGAUGAAUGCCGUUCCACCUGGAGCUAGCAGGUCUAAUUUUCCUAUGGGCCCUGGUUCAGAUGGUCCAAUAGGUGCUAUGGGUGGAAUGGAACCACAUCACAUGAAUGGAUCGUUAGGCUCAGGAGAUAUGGAUGGCAUCUCCAAAAAUUCUCCCAGUAACAUAAGUAUGAGUAAUCCACCUGGCACUCCACGGGACGAUGGUGAGAUGGGUGGCAACUUCCUGAAUCCCUUUCAGAGUGACAGUAUGCUGUUCGGCCCGCUGAGCUCUGCAGCAGCUGUUGGUUGUUAAAUAUAGUAUUCUCCAAGCAUGACAAUGAGUGUGUGAUCAUGUAUCCCUCCUCGUGAUCAAGGCCAGAGUGAUUUGCCUCUUAAAACGUGAAGUAACCACAUCCACAAGAGAAGAUUAAAAUAUUUUACAAAGCUCUGCAGAAAAAGAGGUUUUGAUUCUAGCAAAGACCCUGUUGUUCUGCAAAUGACAGGUGUCCCAUUGUGUACUGAAAGCGGGUCCAAAAUAUUCUUUUUAAGUUUACAAAACCUCAGAGACUGAACAGUUCAACCAUUUAAAUGUAGGAUAUUGCCUAACUGAGGCAAAACGCAGCAACUUCCAUGACUUCCCAUAGUUAAGUAAGACAUGGUGUGCUUUAUUCAGCUGUUUGAAAGAAUACAGUAAUAAAUACAGCUUAAUGUGAGUCUACUUCCUUCUGUUUUUCCCUUCCAGUCCACUCUUUAGUCUCAAGAAGUUAUGUUAAUUGUAAUUUUGUAAUGUAUAAACCAGCUCCUGACAAUACCUCUUUUUAUGCUUUAUAUGACAUCAUUGCUACUCAGCAGAACAAAUAUACUAGCCAAACACUGUAGGAUAUACAUGUGGAAGGGAAAAAAGAAAGGCUAAUGAAUAUCUUGCACUUAAUGUUGUGUUCAGUAAGUGUUAUUCAUUAAUUAGAGCUUCAUUACUUGUCAUGUGAAAUAGGAGCAAGCCUGUCUUUUAGAUUUACAGUGGUGGAUGCAGGUCCUUAACUACAGUUCUGGCAUAUCAAUGUUGAACACUAGGUGGACUAUGCUUAUGGUCAUUGACAACAGCCAAUAAGUGCUAUACCAACUGCAGCUAAGAAAUUGCAGAAUAGUUUUGUUAUUUCUGUCUUUUCCCUGGUAAUAUUAAAUUGAGAUGUAGUACUCUAGGAGCGUGAUUAAGGAUAUUUGAUGGCAAAUCGUAUGAUCUGGAUGACCUCGGUCUGCCACUAAUGAAGGAUGCCCAUCCUUCCUUAGUUAAUAUCGCACCAUAAAAUUCUGUGUUUUAGCCAUUACCUCUUUUUUAAAAAAAAAUGGAAAAUGAAACUAUCUUUUGUAAAUUUUCAUGUAUUCCUUAUUCUUCCUUCUGUGCAGAAUGAUAUAUUGUAAAUGUACAUUAUGUGUAGAUUGUAACAAACUGAAGUUCUUUUUGUUUGGUUUUUGAUUUGUAUGUGUGAGAAUGAGGGUUCACGGAAUCACCGCAGUUGGGGUCUUUUCCCAUGGGGAACGUUUUCUGGUCUGAGAUUGGAACUAGUGUAAAAUUUUGUACAAAUUGUUGGCUGACUUUUUCUGUUCUCAGACCAAUUUAAAAAUAUUUAAAUGAAAUUUACCAAACAUUAUUCAAAUGGAACCGUAAUUUUGAAGCUCAUUAAUUAUGCAUGUUAAAAAAUGUACAAUUCUGUGUUUAACUAAUGUAACCACUUGAAGUUAACCUACUCCUAACUCCAAUUAUACAGUUGAUAUUUUUAAGAAAAAGUUAGUUCCUGUUACUAUAUCAAUUUUCUAUAUUAGACAAAUGAAUUAAGUAUAGAACAUGUUUUUUAAUUUUCUGGGACUUGGGUGUGGGAACUAGUGAUAAUGAUUGCACGACACUAAAGUGCUGUACAGUUCAAAUCAUCAUUAUAUCACUUAUAAUUAUGGCAAUUGAUCUCUAGUUGAAAGUGUCUAAGUAAGAGAAGCUAAGUAAUCUGUAAAAACUUAGCAAAAUAACAAAAAAGGAAAAUUGUAAAUGUCGUCCUUUCCCUGUGAUUCCUCAUUUGAAAAGGCCCUAACAAUCAGAAAUGGAGUUUCUGUAAAACAGCCUACUUAUUACUUGCUUCAAGAAACAGUAUGUUUCAGAAAAAGAUAAAAAGGCACUGUCGUGUCCCCAAAAAAUCUUUUACUUGGGCAUUCAGACUUCUUUUUCUUGCGAUGUCUUUUGAAGAUAUUUAUAUAUUGUCUGACAGUGUGAUGCCAGUACCACGUCCAUUACAGACUAAUCAUAUGCAGUUUUGCAUUUCAAUCUGAAUAUAGUGCUAAUUGUUGUGAAGAUUACAGAUAGAUUUCUUUGAGUAAUUCUUUAUUCUUUUUGUGACUUUUAUGGAAUUAUGCCACUAAACUAAAGUUAAAUGUGCAAAUGAGAGGAUUGUGAUUGGGUUAUGGUAAAGAUUGACCUAUUCUCAUCAAGUACUUCAAACAUGCAAUUAAGUUGUCCUGCAAGCCCUAUCUUGCAGUACAGAAACAUUUUGAACUACCAAACUUCUUCACCAAACCAGGUCAAAAUACUAUAGUGGUGCAUUACUCAAGUCAAACAUGAUGUUCUCCUAAGGGGCCAUCUAUUGGUGGGUCCUCAGAUAGCUGUAGAAGCUGAUCCAGGUUCCACGUUAAAAUACGAUUAAAAUACUAUUGUCCCUCUAAGCUUCAUUCAAAUCUUGAAUACACUAAACAUCAAUAUAUUGUGUUAUAUUUUAUAACUGAGCAGGUAGGAUGAACAGUGUUGCUUGUCUGAGUCAUAUAUUCAUUCUUGUAACAUUAAACCAUUUAAGCAAGAAAGAUAUCACUUCUUGCACUCAUUGAGCACUUGAUUUAUGUAUUUGCAAGAAAUAACUGGUUUAUAUUUUCAUAAACCAUUGCUCACCACCAAAAAUCUGAAAGAAAAUAAAUUAUUUAUACUUCAUUUGAUGAGAAAUAAGGGAGAUCUUUGUUGAGAGAUUGGAUAUUAAUUUUGAUGUGGUGCAUUUAUUUUGCAAGGCAUUGGGCAAGGCAGUGAUGAUGGCAUGAGGUCUAUAUGACUGAGCCUCAUUUCAGUAAAUUGUUGAACUUCCAGUAGCAAACAGCCAGGUUGGAGACUGAGCCCAUAGAGAGUGAACACUAGACACAGUGGAGGAAACGCUCCAGUGCACGGGAGAAUAAAUGUGGCCCAGCUCAUUCCGUGUUCACUUCUACCCAGAGAAUGUACUAUACAGAGUUGAAGAAAAAACCUGUGUUGGGACUACUGUACAUAUGUGGAGUAGCCACCUUGGUUCACCUGCUGCCUAAGUCAUUGUUCUUUUAGAUAUCAACUUGUUCUGAAAUUUCAGUCAGCUCUUCAUCAGUGAGAACAGAGUGGUUAGUGCUGCAGUCUUACAACCUACAGCCAAUCUAUUACCACCCAAAAUUCAAGAGGAAAAAUAUCCUAAUGCUAUUUUUUGAUCAAGUGGUUAUGCAUGCAGUAAUUUUUUUUGAAAGCAUUUCAUGAAAUAUAUUGAUUAUUUGUGUAUGCAUGGUCUGUUCCCUUCUGUUCUCAUUGACACUGACUGACUUGCUGAGUUCCUUAAGCGUUCUGUGUGUGUUGCUCAGCAAUGAAUGUUAUGAAGUGUGCAGUCUACAAUCCGAUAUUUCAUUAUGUAAAAUUUGUUUGAUUAGCAGAUUAAAAAGACUACAUUUCCAAUUUCACAGUCCUGUUUUGUGUUUGAGUCUGAUGAAGUUACUUCAAAUCCAGGGAGAAAUUGAAGAGUUACGAUGCAAGGUGUAGUUAACUGUGAGGAUAUUGUGGUUAUUUCACAGUGAUGAUGAUAUAUAACAUUUUUAACUUGUGUAGUUUCAGACUGUGUGCUAAAACUGGUUCAGUGCUGCCAUUUAGCCAAUGAAAAUCCAAAAAUUUCAGGUUAAUAGAAUUCGCUUUUGUCAUUGUACUCAGUAUAAUUCACAAUUGACAUUGCAAUAUUCUGUUGCCAUGAUGCCCAUUUGCAACACACAUGCAGUGGGCCACUUUAUUAGGCAUCUCCUGUAGCUCCUGUACCCAAGAAAGUGACCAUUGAAUGUAUGUUCAUGAUCUGUCGCCUAUCUAUUUCAAGGUUUGACAAAUAUUCAGAGAAGUUCUUUUGAGCACCACUUCUGUAAAGCAUGGUUAUUUGAGUUACUGUCACCUUCAUGUCAGUUUGAACCAUACUGGCCAUUCUCCUCUGACCCCUCAUUAACAAGGCAUUUUCAUUGACGGAUCUGCCACUCACUGGAUGUCUCAUUUAUCACACCAUUCUCUGUAAACUCUGGAAACUGUUGUGUGUGAAAAUCCCAGGAGAUCAACAGUUUCUGAGAUACUCAAACCACCCCAUCUGGCACCAACAAUAAUUUGACAGUCAAAGUCACUUAGAUCACAAUUCUUCUGCAUUUUGAUGUUUGGUCUGAUCAACAACUGAACCUCUUGACCAUGUCUGCAUGCUUUUAUGCAUUGAGUUUCAGCAAAAUGAUUGGCUGAUUAGAUAUUUGCAUUAACAAGCAGGAUAACAGGUGUACCUGAUAAAGUAGCUACUGGGUAUAUGUAUGUUAGUUGUGAAAAUAAAGCUUCUGGCAGUUCUCUCUCGUACUUAGCUAUGAUUUCUCUUUUGCCUUUGCAUUGUGCCUCACACCGAGAAACGAUUAUUUAAAAGGAAAUUUUGCCUUUGAUAGCAAAUUCAUGUAAGCAGUGCUCCCAAGAUCAAGUUUUCUGUCUUUUUUAAAAUCAGAAAAUGCAGUGUUCUUUGUUAUUUCACCAUUUGCCACUAUUUUUCAAACGUUUGCACAAGAGAUUAUGAAAGACAAAUAUAAAUAAAUUCUGCGAUGGAUAGAUAGCUGCAAUAACAGCGUGGUAAUUGUUCCAAAAGUCAUUCUGGUGUGUUCUGUAAAAUAAUGUAGUUUGUGUAAGAAACUUUGUCUUGACUAUGGUUUACACUGUAAUAUACUGUUGUAAAGCGCAGUUUGAUUCCAUGUAGCAAGUGCAUUUCUGUAGUUAUUGUUAGUAUGUCACUAAAUCAGCCAAUACUUUAUUAUUUGGGUAUUUUUUUGUAUUCUUUUUUUGUUUGCCUUGUUAAAGCAUGCUUAACUGACUCUAGAAUCUCUGAUGUGGAUAUUUUAAAGAUUUCAGCCAACUAAGCAGAAACUGCCAGGAAACAAUAAAUACAACUUUUCUAUUAUUUUUGCCCUGAAUAUUGAUAUUGUUUUACAGAAAAUAACAUUAAUAUUUAUGUUACUUUACAUUGCCCUCUAACUUCAAAAUGGCAAAAUCUAAUUUAAUCUGAACAGAAAAUGCAUGUGCCUACACAUUCUCUUUAUGCUGCAUCUCAUCUGAGUGCAUGUGAUGUUCAUUGAAACUAGUUGCAAAGAUAGACAUUUUGCAUAUUCAAGAAUAUUCAUUUACGCAAAUGACAAUUAAGUGCUUAAUACCCUCAUGUUUUGUACUUUUCAUUGAUCUAUAUACCCCUUAUCAAUUAUAUUAAAUAAAUUCCAUAUUCUGUUUUUUAUAAUCUAUACUUUUUUAUGAAAUGUCAUAUACUUUCUAAAAACUUCAUUAAAAUUAUAUUGUUUGACUUGUUUUAUGAACUGACUUUCUUGAAAAAAGGGUGAGAGACACUAAAAGCUGAAUUAUAGCUAUGGUUUUUAAAUCUGCAUUUAACCUAGUUGGGACAAAGGAACCAUUUAGUUUUUGAAACAAUUUAUUUUUUAGUAUGACUCUUUUGAAAUCAAAUUCACUCUUCCGUGAUGCUGCGUAGCAUGUUUUCAGAAAACAGAUGCCCUGACAUCUAUUACAAUGUAUAAUGUUUAGAAAAUAUUUUAACCAGUUAAACUUCUGUAGUCAGAUAAAGAGGUAAAUUCUUUAACCUAGUGGUAGGGGAGGAUCUGGAGCUUCAAUCAUCUUUGUAUUUGAAGUUUCCUCACAAAUUGGAACUGUGCUAAACAUUCUGCUGAGAGUAAUUGAAUACGUGAAUGUGGAAUCAGAGAGGACUUUUGGUAGUGGUAAUUCCCGAAUCCUGGACAUUAUUACACUUCAUUAACCUCUGACAUUGCUUUGGCAAUGUUGUUCUGCACUUUGUUCUUCAAACCAAUUCAAUACAAUAAACAGCCACCAAUAGUGUUUUCUUUCAAUUUUUUCUAACAAGAAUACCAAUUAAAGCUACCUUACAUCACAGUGAAGUUAAAAUUUUAAAAAAAUGUCUAUUCCAUGAGCAUAUCAAAGAAUCAACAUAUCGAGUCAGUACCUAUACACAGUAACUCCAGGUUUUUAGGGCACAUUUACUUCAUGCAGAUGGCUUUUAGAAGUUGCUGUACAAAGUCUGAAGCAUAUCUCGAUGGCUGCCCAGCACUGCACCUCAUUGCAUGAUUUCAAUGUUUAAAAUGAAUUUUCUUAUCCCAGUGUUUCCUACUUUGUAUUUGUUCCUGCGGGCACAAUAGUAUUGUGUUUAGUAGCUCUGCCUUCACUUUUCUUUGUGUUCCUGAGUACUAAUUAGCGACGUGUCCUGGUUUAUUGUUCAGCACAUUCUGUAUUACAUCAUUUGUAUGUUCUUUAAAUUGUAAAGUUUCUUAGAUUGAAAACUUGCUCAUUAAACUGUUACAUCAAAUGUG